Messenger RNA from Solanum dulcamara, 2828 nucleotides. RefSeq names its product pentatricopeptide repeat-containing protein At3g61520, mitochondrial. NCBI's taxonomy places the organism in Eukaryota, Viridiplantae, Streptophyta, Magnoliopsida, Solanales, Solanaceae. Bases 88 to 2370 code for a protein of 760 amino acids. The record is from RefSeq and is a predicted model, not a curated record. The transcript has a single exon. Gene Ontology annotation, molecular function: protein binding.
GUAAUUUAUUUUGGUAGAGAAUAGACCCGCGCAAAAUUUUAUGACCUAAAACUAUCCAUCCCUACCUCUUCUGAAAAUCCGAUUACUAUGAAACUCGCAGCUGCAAGAAAAUCCCUCCUUCAUCUCCCUGCCCUGCCGAAAACAGGGACUAUUGCCGGAGUGAGACACUUCUCCGGCGAGGUCGACGAUACGCAUAAACCUGUUCCGCCGCCGCCAACCUCCUGGGCCGUACCCGAAAUAGUCUCUCUUCUCAAAACUACCGAUCACAAUGACUGGAUUUCCAGCUCGCAGCUUGUUGAGUUUCUUCAUAGUCCGCCUUCCCCAACUUCACUUCUCAAAAUCACCCGCCAAUUGGGGUCCACUCAAAAAUCUUUACACUUUUUUGAAUUCUUCAAGAAUCAUAGCUCGAGUUCAUCAUCAAACCCUUCUUCUCUUUCCUUCACAUUUCAAGCUAUUCUUGAACAAGCAAUGCAUGAAGAAAAAUUUGACGUACCCGGUAAGCUUUUCCAACUGUUUUCCUUUGCCAAAGACCAAAAAAUCCCUUUAUCGAUCAAUGCUGUGACUCUUCUUAUACGAUGCUUUGGGCGAGCCAAAAUGCUCAAGGAAUCGAUAUCUGUGUACAAUGAGCUAGACUCAGAUUUAAGAAACACAAAUGUGGUUAAUUUGUUGUUGGAUAGUUUGUUUCGCGGAGGGAAUAUUGAUGAUGGGUUCAAGGUGCUCGACGAAAUGCUCAAAAGGGAUAGUGAUUUUCCUCCGAAUAAUAGUACGGUGCGUAUUGUUCUGGCUUCUAUGUGGAAGAUAAAUUGGAUCGGGACGAGGAUGACUGUGGAGGAUAUUUGUGGACUUCUUGUGAGAUUCUUCGAGCAUGGCGUGUUCUUGGAUGAUGUGUGGUUUACUAAAUUGAUUACCAAGUUUUGUCGCAGUGGGAAGUGUGAUAAGGCCUGGGACCUUUUGCAUGAUAUGAUGAGGCUGGGUGGUCAGGCAAAAGCUUCUUCAUUCAAUGCCCUUUUGAGCGGGUUAGGCCGGGAGCGUGAUUUUCAAAAGAUGAAUUUGCUUACGAAUGAGAUGAAGGAAAAGGAAGUUGAACCGGAUGUUGUGACAUUUGGGAUUCUCAUCAAUCAUUUAUGCAAAAGUUACAGGGUCGAUGAGGCACUGCAGGUGUUUGAGAAGAUGGGACGGAGUGAAACUGAUGCCAUUCUUAUUAAGCCAGACCUUGUACUCUACAAUACAUUGAUUGAUGGGCUUUGCAAGGUAGGGAAGCAAGAAGAAGGGUUUAAGUUGAUGGAGAAGAUGAGGUUGGAGAAUAGAUUACCUAAUACUGUUACCUAUAAUUGCUUGAUAGAUGGUUUCUGCAAAGCCGGUGGGAUUGAGAGGUCAUUAGAGCUUUUUGACCAGAUGAAAAAGGACAGGGUUGUGCCAAAUGUGAUUACUCUGAAUACUUUGCUCCACGGAAUGUGUAAGCUCGGGAGAGUUAACAGCGCUAUGAGACUUUUUGCUGAGAUGCAAGAGAAGGGUUUAAAGGGGAAUGCGAUCACUUACACCAUCCUCAUUACAUCUUUUUGUAGUGUCAACAAUAUUGACAGAGCAAUGAGUUUGUUCAAUGAAAUGUCAGAAAAUAGGUGUCUCCCUGAUGCCAAAUUAUAUUUCAGUUUGAUUUUCGGCCUUUGCCAGGCUCAAAGAAUGGAUGACGCCUCCUGUAUUGCUUCAAAGGCGAAAGAAGCUGGGUUUGGCUUGAAUAUUGUCUGCUACAAUGCUCUGAUUGGGGGACUUUGUAGGAAAAAUAAGAUUGAUGAAGUUCAUAAGACUCUUAAAAAUAUGGAAGAGGCAGGUAUCAAACCUGACAUGUACACCUACAACACUUUGAUAUCAUAUUUCAGCGAGAAGGGGCAAUUUACAACUGCCAAUAGAAUACUGAAGAGGAUGAUUGGUGAUGGUUAUUUGCCUAAUGUUUUUACAUAUGGAGCAUUAAUUCAUGCAUAUUGCUUAGCUGGAAAUCUUGAUGAAGCUAUGGAAAUAUUCCAGAAUAUGAGUUCUGCUAGUAAUGUGCCACCAAACACUGUCAUAUACAAUAUUUUGAUCGACACUCUCUGCAAGAGUGACAAAGUAGAAGCUGCUAUUUCUUUGUUGGGUGAAAUGAAGGACAAAGGGGUAAGACCAAAUACCAAAACAUACAAUGCCCUCUUUAAAGGUCUUCAGGAGAGGAACUGGGUGGAAAAGGCAUUUGAAAUAAUGGACCAAAUGACUGAAAAUGCAUGUAAUCCUGACUACAUUACCAUGGAAGUCCUAACUCCAUGGCUUUCUUCCAUUGGUGAAACAGAAAAGUUGCGAAGCUUUGUGGAAGGAUAUGAGGUUUCUACUUCAACUGCCUAAUACUAACUGGAACUGAAGAUACUUCCCUAAUUCUGCUGUGAUGUUCACUGGGCAUGUCGAGAUUCUUUUGCAGUCAGUUGAAUCCCAUUUGGAUAACUUUCUCGAUCUUUUAGCUAAGAUCAAGUAGAAUGUGUGAGGUCCCAUUUGGCCUUCAAGCUCUGUGCUGUCAUUUGGCAUGCCUGCUUUGAUGCAUAAGUUGUUGUGUAGGUACACAAAUUAUGUUCUAUGAAGACAUCUCCAUCCCUUGCACUUUAGAUGAACUGAUUAUCAUUUGGACACAGCAAAAUGAUGUUACAAAUUUGGUGGUCGUACUGAAGUUUUGUAUUUUCAAAUUUCAUCCAAGUUGUAGCUGGUGUAAUUGCUGCCUGAAGCACCUUAUGUUCUUGGAUAAUGAUUUUAUUGGUAUCUAAUUCAAGAUAAAGUUGAAAUAAAGUUUAUAUAUGCUUAUAUUGUGCCAA